GGCGGAAGGCUUGCGGAACAAUUUCUCCAUCUUUUUGUUCGCUGCGCUACGAUUUGCAAUUUAUAUAAAUAGCCAAUCAAUGAUUCGGAGGUCAGUUACCGGUAGACUUCCUCUCCUUAACCACCUAUCAAAACAAACACCGACACGGGAUACCAGCAAACAUGAGGGCGCUGUUGGUGUUUGGAGUGCUGUGCCUGGCGGCCGCCUGCAUGGCGGACUUCUCGCAGGACAUGGCAGUGGCCGAGAGCAAGGGCCACCACCACGAGCACGGCGGCGGCCACGAGCACCACGGCCACCACCACCACCACCACGGCGGGCAUGGACACAAGGGCCACAAGGGCCAUCACCACCACCACAAGGGCCACGAAGGCCACCACGGCAAGCACCACCAUGAGGAUCACCACCACGAGCACGGCGGCGGCCACAAGAAGCACUGGGACGAGCACGACCACCACGGUGAGCACCACGAGCACGGCCACCACCACAAGGGCGGCAAACACGGCCACCACGAGCACCACGACAAGGGAGAGCACGUCGACGGGUACCACAAGAAACACCACAAGGAUCACUUCCACAAGGACCACCACUUCCACGAUGGGCACCACAAGGAGGGCAAGCACCACAAGCACCACCACCACCACGGCCACCACGAUACCCACGGGGGACACCACAAGAAGGGCGGUCACCAUCACUCCGGCCACCACGAGGGCCACCACGGCAAGCACGGCCACCAUGACAAGCACCACUACGACGAGGACCACCACGGCCACAAGGGCCACCACGGCCACGAUGAGCACCAUCACCACCACCACGACCACGGCAAGAAGGGCGGCCACGAGGACCACAAGCACUGGGGCCACCAUCACGGCAAGCAUUGAUUAUAGCAGUGCUACUGUUACAGCGGCGUUCGAAGAAACGCACACACCAAAAAUUAAUUUGUUAUUGUUGAUGUUUUUUUAUUUUUAUACGAACAAAAUAAAUGAAAUAAUUAUCUGAUA
Molecule: messenger RNA, 998 nt
Organism: Cydia amplana
Lineage: Eukaryota; Metazoa; Arthropoda; Insecta; Lepidoptera; Tortricidae
Product: histidine-rich glycoprotein-like
Exons: 1
Coding region: 162-878 (238 amino acids)
Source: RefSeq, a predicted model, not a curated record